Molecule: messenger RNA, 536 nt
Organism: Mercurialis annua (annual mercury)
Lineage: Eukaryota; Viridiplantae; Streptophyta; Magnoliopsida; Malpighiales; Euphorbiaceae
Product: heavy metal-associated isoprenylated plant protein 19-like
Exons: 3
Coding region: 120-524 (134 amino acids)
Molecular function (GO): metal ion binding
Source: RefSeq, a predicted model, not a curated record
UGCAAAAUUACCCUCUUCAAAUCAAAUUACUCAAACAAUUUUUUUGAUUUUGUUCUUGUCUAAACGCCAUAAUUUGACAUUAUUUCUCCAUUUCUUUGUUUAUUGUAUAUUGUAUUGCAAUGGGAAAUCAUGAAAAGAAAAAUGAGGAUCUCAAAGUUAUAAAGGUGGAAUACAAAAUCUCCAUGUAUUGUAAUGCAUGUGAAAGAAUGGUGGCAAAAAUCAUUUCAAAGUUUAAAGGAGUGGAGACAUUUACAACAGACAUGAACAAACAUAGAGUUAUAGUAAUAGGAAAUAUGAAUCCUCAGAAGCUUUUGAAGAAAUUAAAGAAGAAGACAAAUAAGAGAGUUGAGAUUAUAUCUAAAAAAAAUGAAGAAGAUGAAGAUGCAGAUAAUGGUCAUAGUAAAAAAUAUAAGGACCAUAAUGUAAGUUUACCACAAGAACCAUUUUUUGUUGAUUUUUUAUGUAAAGAUGAAUUGAUUUACGCAUUUAGUGAUGAGAAUCCAAAUGCAUGUUUUAUUAUGUAGUCAUUAUUUUAA